GGGGCUGGCAGCAGGAGCCUCGCACAGAGCGCUGCCCCGAGGAGGAUGAGCCGGUCACCGCCGUGAGCCUGGCUGCUGCCGGCCAGGGGCAUCCAGAAAUGGGGCGCUGGAGGAGACCCGGUCUGCUUCCCCUACUGCUGCUCUCCUUGUCCUGCGGGGCCGGCGCCCGGCGCAGCCUCAAGACCAACCUGUGCAAGUGGUGCGAGUCCACGGCCCCGGCGUGCCAGGACCAGGUGUGCUACAGCAACUGCAACCUCAACUCCUACUGCGAGCACCCCCACGAGAUCUGCGUGGCCAUAUGGAGACAGGACAACGAGAGCAUCAGGAUCAGCACGCUGUGCCACAACCCCCAGCGCCCCAUCGAGAACCUCAUGGUGCCCAACUACAACACCUCGCGCUGCGUCAUGAGCCUCCAGCCCAGCCAGGACAGCGCCAUCUACAUCUGCGGCUGCGUGGAUGAGCAGGAGUGCAACGACAAACUCAUCUUCGAGAACCACACCAACGGCUACUCCAUGCUGCAGAGCAAAGAGGUGAUCCCAGUGGCUGCCAUCAGCCUCCUGCCCCCGCUGCUGGUGGCGGUGAUGAUCACGGUGAUAUUUUACCUCUGCCGCACGCAGAAGCGCCGCAAGAGAGCCAAGGCGUGGGGCGGGAAGCCGGGCCAGCCGCCGGUGCUGCCGGAGCAGGGGAAGGCGAGCGAGCGGGAGGAGAAGCUGUCGGUGCUGAUGGACGAGAGCCCGGCCAGCCCCAGCCCCGGCAGCCGCCCCGCGGAGCUGCUCCCCAUCGAGCUGGACGAGAUGGUGGGCAAGGGGCAGUUCGCCGAGGUGUGGAGGGCCAAGCUGAGCCACAGCCGCUCGGGGCAGUACGAGACUGUGGCCGUGAAGAUCUUCCCCUGCGAGGAAUAUUCCUCCUGGAAGAACGAGAGCCAGAUCUUCACCGACACCAGCCUCAGGCACGACAGCGUCCUGCAGUUCCUCACGGCCGAGGACCGGGGCACGGGGCCCCGCCGCGAGUACUGGCUCAUCACCGCCUACCACAGCCGCGGCAACCUCAAGGACUACCUGUCCCACCACGUGCUGAGCUGGAUGGAGCUGCAGAAGAUGGCCGGGUCCCUGGUGAGCGGGGUGGCCCACCUGCACAGCGACUACACCGCCUGCGGGCGCCCCAAAAUCCCCAUCGCGCACCGCGACAUCAAGAGCACCAACGUGCUGGUGAAGAGCGAGCAGGAGUGCGUGCUCUGCGACUUCGGCAUCGCCAUCCGCCUCGACCCCUCCCUCACCGUGGAUGACUUUGCCAACAGCGGGCAGGUGGGCACCGCCAGGUACAUGGCCCCGGAGGUCCUGGAGUCCAGAGUGAACCUGGAAGACCUGGAGUCUUUCAAGCAGAUGGAUGUCUACUCCAUGGCCCUCGUUUUGUGGGAAAUGGCCUCCAGAUGUGAAGUGGUAGGAGAGGUGAAGAAUUAUGAGCUGCCCUUUGGGUCGAAAGUCCAGGAGCAGCCUUGUGUGGACACCAUGAGGGACAUCGUGCUGCAUGGCAGAGGCCGGCCCGAGAUCCCAAACAGCUGGCUGGUGCACCAGGGAAUGCGCUUCCUGUGCGACACCAUCACGGAGUGCUGGGACCACGACCCCGAGGCCCGGCUCACCGCCCACUGCGUGGCUGAGCGCUUCAACCUGAUGGCACAGAUGGAUUGUGAUGACAUCCUCAACAACAACACGGACAACGAGGCCAGCAAAACAGCUGCUCCAGGUGGGGAGCUCCAGGACAGCGAUGGCAGCAGGAACAUUCAGUGAUGCAGCAGGCAGAAGUCCUCAGCGCGAGGAACAAGAGGAUAAGGGAGAAGCAUUCAGCUCAUGGGGGAAAAAAAACCUCACUGUUUUUCAAAAUGGAACUAAGAUCUAGUACAUAAAUUAUUUAUAAGAUCUGUUUCCUCCCACAGAUACAAUGAACUGAGGAAUCAAUAUUUUGGUUAAAGUGAAACAUUAUUAUAUGAACUGACUUUGUACUUACUUAAAAUGUAUAAUGAUGCAAAGCAUUCCUUUUAUUAUUUUUUAAAAUAAUAAUGUUUAAUCUUUUAUUAAUAAGC
Molecule: messenger RNA, 2080 nt
Organism: Melospiza melodia melodia
Lineage: Eukaryota; Metazoa; Chordata; Aves; Passeriformes; Passerellidae
Product: TGF-beta receptor type-2-like
Exons: 7
Coding region: 99-1787 (562 amino acids)
Biological process (GO): cellular response to growth factor stimulus; transforming growth factor beta receptor signaling pathway; heart development
Cellular component (GO): plasma membrane; signaling receptor complex
Molecular function (GO): activin binding; type I transforming growth factor beta receptor binding; metal ion binding
Source: RefSeq, a predicted model, not a curated record